CUUCUUGCAGGUAUUUUGUUACAGCUCUGGGUCACAGGAAAUGUGUUCUAGUAGAAACAAAUAAGUAAAAUUGAUUCUGUGUACAUUUAGACCACUUUAACAUUACAUUACAUUACAGGCAUUUGGCAGACGCUCUUAUCCAGAGCAACGUACAACAAAGUGUAUAACCAUAACCAGGAACAAGCAUGACAAAAACCCUAGAGAGAAGUACCGGUCCAAGUGCAGGGAACAACCGCAUAGUUCAACUUGGACCCUGAAGGUUAAACUGAUUAACACUAACACAACGAGAACGGCAACAAUGCAGUCUAUGGAAAAAUUACAAGCAGUAGUUAAGAGUUAAUGCACCUAAGUCACCUACAAAACAGCUGCCUAGUUACAACCCUAAGCUUACAGUCAUUUACAGGGGGGUAGGGAGGGAUGGGGAGAGGUGCAGCCUGAAGAGGUGAGUCUUCAGUCGUCGCUUGAAAUGGGUCAGUGUCUCAGCUGUUCUGACCUCCACGGGGAGGUCAUUCCACCAUCGUGGGGCCAGAACAGACAGGAGACGUGUUCUGGAAGUGCAACUAAUUAGCUAUAUAAAGUUGCUCAUUAAAUUAAUUAAAGAGUAAUUAUGAAGUUAUUCAAAGGUGUAAUGUGCAAGUAACUGAACAGUUAAAUUCAAUGAACAUGACUGACAGACUGAGGACCAAAUAUUAACAAAAAUGUUGGAAGAAAAUCUGUUCCUACUACACCUUUUACAAAUAUUUUAUAUCAGAUUAAAUAUAUCAGAUGAAGAAUAGCAUUCAUUACAGUUCAAUCGAACUUGAUUCAUUGGCAGGUCCAUUGGAAACAAAAAUUUCACAGUGGGCUCCUGCAACCAGGCUUCAGAGACAUUAGUUCAUCUACAGAGGCCUGAUGUGUUGACUAUCACUCCAUGGUUGGCCCCCAUUGUCUGGGAAGGGACGUUUGAACCUGAAAUCAUUGACAACAUGUACAAGCCCCUGAACCUUACCAUUGCGACCACUGUGUUUGCUGUUGGAAAAUACACCCGCUUCCUGCGCGAUUUCCUGGAGACAGCUGAGCAGCACUACAUGGUGGGGUUCAGAGUGCACUACUAUGUAUUCACUGACCAGCCCAAGCAGGUGCCUGCAGUGACUCUGGCCCCUGGGAGGAUGCUCAGCGUCAUCCAGGUUCCCAAGUUCAACCGCUGGCAGGAGAUCUCCUUGCGGAGGAUGGAGAUAAUCCAGACGGCCAUCGAGGAGCGCAUCCGCACAGAGGCCGACUACAUCUACUGCCUGGACGUGGACAUGAGGUUCCACAACCGCUGGGGGCCCGAGGUGCUGGACACCCUCGUCGCAGCGAUUCACCCAUGGUUCUACACCUUGGACCGCGAGCAGUUCACUUACGAGCGGCGUCCUGCUUCCAAGGCUUACGUCCCAAAAGACCAGGGGGAUUUUUACUACAUGGCUGCCGUGUUUGGGGGUCGUAUAGAGGACGUGCACAAACUGACCAAAACAUGCCGUGAAAAUCUAGAGGAGGACAAAAAGAACAACCUGGAGGCUGCCUGGCAGGAAGAGAGCCACCUCAACAGGUACCUUGUUUACAAGAAGCCCACCAAGCUGCUGUCGCCAGAGUACAUGUGGGACGAUCUUAAGGGGCAUAAACCCUCGGAAAUUAGGUUAAUCCGAUUCUCAGCUAUUAUCAAAAACAAAGCUGAAGUCCGAGAAAAUAUAUAGACAAUCAGUCUAUAUAUAUAUUAUAUAUAUUAUAUUAUAUAUAUUAACAAAGCACCGUUCAUAACUGUAAAAAUCCAAUGUGCCUCUACUGCUCAUUUCAAACAAAACAGGUCAUGAUGAAAUUCACUGGGGACAAACAUUUUUACCUUUUCAAGGAAGAAACUUUAGAAAGUUAUUUUUUUCAUUCAAAUCCAACUGUAGGAAACUAACUAGUCAUCAAAGCUAGUGAUUUCUUUACAAUGUACAUACCUGCCAGUACAAUAAUGCAAUGCCUAUAGUUUUCCUUUUUUGAAGUCAUGUAUUUUUAAAUCUGUGAACCGAAUGCUGUGUAUGUGAUACUGUGGUAUUUAAAAAUAAUUAUAUCAAAAACUUUCAUCUUGUCAUAAAUGUGGCCUUUAUCUUUUAUGUGCCUCGCCAUACUGUGAGAAUGUUUUGAAAAUCCAGUAUGUUUACUUUGGACUUGUUAGUCUUACUUAUGGUAUUACCCAUAGUCAUGUGUGAAUUUCUGUUUUGAGACAUGGCCAGAAUGUUGUCGGAAUGUAUCAUUUCCAAUGUGAUCCAAUGUAUCGGCCGAACAGUAACACCAGAAUAUAUGAUAGAUUAAGAAAAAUCAAAUCAAAUCAAAUUUUUUAAUAAAGCAUGUUUAAAUACAA
Molecule: messenger RNA, 2365 nt
Organism: Anguilla rostrata (American eel)
Lineage: Eukaryota; Metazoa; Chordata; Actinopteri; Anguilliformes; Anguillidae
Product: globoside alpha-1,3-N-acetylgalactosaminyltransferase 1-like
Exons: 3
Coding region: 966-1712 (248 amino acids)
Biological process (GO): carbohydrate metabolic process
Cellular component (GO): membrane; Golgi apparatus; vesicle
Molecular function (GO): hexosyltransferase activity
Source: RefSeq, a predicted model, not a curated record